This is a messenger RNA of Funneliformis caledonium, 330 nucleotides long. Lineage: Eukaryota; Fungi; Glomeromycota; Glomeromycetes; Glomerales; Glomeraceae. The record is from the annotation of a GenBank genome assembly.
AUGGAUUACCUUAGAGAUUUCCUUCGUGAUACAUUUUUCCCAGCCCACAACCAAACACAGCUUUGGGAGCUCACUGCUAACGUAUUUGAGGAUUCUUGGCAACAGAUUCGCGAUGAUUUUAAUCGUCUUGCUGAUUUUUCUGAAACUACAAUAGUUGCUCCCCCACCGCCUGUUGAAUUACGAAGAGUGAUUGUCCUCCCUUUCGACGUUCAGCUGAGAAUACCGAGAAUAAUCCUCCGCGAAACUUCUAGAGAUUGGAAUGACACUAGUAACUUUAUGGUUGGGGUCGCUGCUGUUGCGGUUAUUUGUCGUCAUUAUUGGUCAUGUUAA